Aethalodelphis obliquidens (Pacific white-sided dolphin) is the source of this 3035-nucleotide messenger RNA. RefSeq names its product zinc finger BED-type containing 1 (gene ZBED1). Gene Ontology annotation, biological process: regulation of transcription by RNA polymerase II. The record is from RefSeq and is a predicted model, not a curated record. Gene Ontology annotation, molecular function: DNA binding; protein dimerization activity. The transcript is spliced from 2 exons. Lineage: Eukaryota; Metazoa; Chordata; Mammalia; Artiodactyla; Delphinidae. Gene Ontology annotation, cellular component: nucleus. The coding region runs from base 238 to 2343 and encodes 701 amino acids.
GGGCGGCCGCGGGGGGGAGGGAGGUGCGCCGUCCCCACGCGCCCCUACCCCGCUCCGCGCAUCCCGGGCCGGGGUCGGCCCGGGGGUCCGCUCCCCCCGCGCACUGCGGGCCGGGGUCCCCGGGGUCCCGCGCGCCCCGCAGCCCCGCGGCCGGGGCGAAGGAGGGGGCGCUCGAGAGCCCGGCCGCGCGCAGGGUCAGGUCGUCCCGAAUGAGCGAGGCCCGGCCCGGGUGGCGCAAUGGAGGGCAAGAGCCUGGAGGGCGCGCAGACCGACCUCAAGCUGGUGGCGCAUCCGCGCGCCAAGAGCAAAGUGUGGCGCUACUUCGGCUUCGACACGAACGCCGAGGGCUGCAUCCUGCAGUGGAAGAAGAUCUACUGCCGCAUCUGCAUGGCCCAGAUCGCCUACUCGGGCAACACCUCCAAUCUGUCCUACCACCUGGAGAAGAACCACCCCGAUGAGUUCUGCGAGUUUGUCAAGAGCAACACGGAGCAGAUGCGCGAGGCCUUCGCCAGCGCCUUCUCCAAGCUCAAGCCCGAGGCCGCGCAGCAGAGCGCGCAGGAGCCGCCGGCCGCCAAGGCGGCGGCGGCGGCGGCGGCGGCGGCGGUGCACGGCCACGAGGGUCGCAGGCAGCAGGAACUGACGGCCGCCGUCAUGGGCCUCAUCUGCGAGGGGCUCUAUCCCGCGUCCAUCGUGGACGAGCCCACGUUCAAGGUGCUGCUGAAGACGGCUGAGCCGCGCUACGAGCUGCCCAGCCGCAAGUUCUUCUGCGGCAAGGCCAUCCCCGAGCGCUACGGCGCCGUGCGCGACGCGGUCCUCAAGGAGCUGGCGGAGGCCGCGUGGUGCGGCAUCUCCACCGACCUGUGGCGCAGCGAGAGCCAGAAUCGGACCUACGUGACGCUGGCCGCGCACUUCCUGGGCCGCGCCGCCCCCCACGGCCUCUUCCUGGGCUCCCGCUGCCUCAAGACCUUCGAGGUGCCGGAGGACAACGCGGCCGAGACCAUCACGCGCGUCCUGUACGAAGCCUUCAUCGAGUGGGGCGUCAGCUCCAAGGUCUUCAGCGCCACCACGGACCGUGGCAAGGACAUCGCCAAGGCCUGCUCGCUGCUGGACAUCGCGGUGCAGAUGCCCUGCCUGGGCCACACGUUCGACGCGGGUAUCCAGCAGGCCUUCCGGCUGCCCAAGCUGGGGGCGCUGCUCGGCCGCUGCCGCAGGCUGGUGGAGUACUUCCAGCAGUCCACCGUGGCCAUGUACAUGCUGUACGAGAAGCAGAAGCAGCAGAACGCCGCCCACUGCAUGCUGGUCAGCAACCGCGUGUCCUGGUGGGGCAGCACGCUGGCCAUGCUGCAGCGCCUCAAGGAGCAGCAGUUUGCCAUCGCCGGGGUCCUCCUGGAGGACAGCAACAACCACCACCUCCUGCUGGAGGCCGCCGAGUGGGCCACCAUUGAGGGCCUGGUGGACCUGCUGCAGCCCUUCAAGCAGGUGGCCGACAUGCUGUCCGGGUCCAAGUACCCCACCAUCAGCAUGGUGAAGCCCCUGCUGCACAUGCUUCUCAACAGCACGCUCAACAGCAAGGAGACGGACUCCAAGGAGAUCAGCAUGGCCAAGGAGGUGAUCGCCAAGGAGCUCGCCAAGACCUACCAGGAGACGCCCGAGAUCGACAUGUUCCUCAACGUGGCCACCUUCCUGGACCCGCGCUACAAGAGGCUGCCCUUCCUGUCCACUUUCGAGAGGCAGCAGGUGGAGAACAGGGUGGUGGAGGAGGCCAAGGGGCUCCUGGACAAGGCCAAGGACGGCGCCUACCGCGCGCCCGGGGACCAGCUGUACGCCCCGCCCGAGGAGCCCCCCGUGAAGAAGCCGGCGCCCUCGGCCACGCCGCCGCCCGCCAGCGUCAUCCACGACAUGCUGGCCGAGAUCUUCUGCCCCGCGGCGGGCGUCGAGGACCAGGACGGCUGGCGCGCGCAGGUGGUGGAGGAGCUCAGCAACUUCAAGUCGCAGAAGGUGCUGGGGCUCAACGAGGACCCCCUCAGGUGGUGGUCCGACCGCUUGGCGCUCUUCCCGCUGCUGCCCAGGGUGCUGCAGAAGUACUGGUCCGUGGCGGCCACGCGCGUCUGCCCCGAGCGCCUCUUCGGCUCCUCGGCCAACGUCGUCAGCGCCAAGCGGAACCGCCUGGCCCCCGCGCACGUGCACGAGCAGAUCUUCCUGUACGAGAAUGCGCGCGGCGCCGCGGCCGAGCUGGAGGAUGAGGACGAGGGCGAGUGGGGCCUGGGCCACGAGCAGGCGUUCCCGCUGGGCGACGCCGGCCAUGCCGGCUACUUCGGCCUCAGGGACGGCAGCUUCGUGUAGCGCGGCGGGGGAGAGUGGGGGGAGGGGACCGCGCGUGGGCGCCUCUCGUCGGGUGCUUGGCUGUCAGUACUGACCCCGCCGGUGGGCGCGCUGUCCGGGACAGAGGAAAUGCACAAAACAGAGAGAUGGACCUUUGGUGGGGCUUCGGGCGGCCCAGAGGACAGAGACGGGCUUUGGUUGCCCCAAAGGAGAGAGGUGGGCUUUGGGUGGCCCAGAGCUGGUGAAAAUGAGCGUUUUCUCUGGAGGGGCCCCUUGCGUUGCAACGCAAGGGAAAGAAAUGACUUAUCAAAGCCCUAGAUGUCCGCUGAUAGGGUUGCAAAUGCUGAACUCCGUGACAGAAGCACGGCCGGCAGGGAUGUCUUGCCUCCUAGGUAAUUCCAUACCUGCAGCAUUCAUGUUCUCUGCGAGGGACGGUUUGGGGUAAAUCGGAGAAAGAUUGAAACCGACGGGCAGCUGAGGAUGAAACCCCUGUGUGUCCUCCACCGACACCAUCCGUGGAUGUUAGCCGUGGGUUGGUGAAGGAACCUAUUUACACUGUCAUUUACGUGGGAACCUUGCCUCUGGGUAGCCGGGGAGAGACACUCUCGCCAGACGCCCUGUUUUCAAGAGACACCAGUUUUAUGUUCGGUGGAAAAUGUUAACAGUGAGCCCGCAGUGCAACCGCUUAUAAAAAAAAAAAAAAGCAGAAAAGA